Molecule: messenger RNA, 1437 nt
Organism: Macrobrachium nipponense
Lineage: Eukaryota; Metazoa; Arthropoda; Malacostraca; Decapoda; Palaemonidae
Product: abasic site processing protein HMCES-like
Exons: 9
Coding region: 177-1211 (344 amino acids)
Biological process (GO): DNA damage response
Molecular function (GO): single-stranded DNA binding
Source: RefSeq, a predicted model, not a curated record
AAAGUAAACAAACAAAAGUGACGUAAUGAUUCCGAACACCCGCGAGUCAAGUGACCGCGAAGCGCGAACUGUUAAGUAAACAACGCGCGAAUUUAUGGUCUGAAUAAUUUAUUGUCACUGUUAAUGUUUACUAUAAGCUUAUAGGCUAAUCAGACAUCGGGUCAACAAUUUCAAAGAUGUGCGGUCGGACUAGCUGUACUCUGUCAAGAGAUGAAUGGUGCCAAGCCUGUAGCAAGUUGACAUUCAAGAAUGGAAAGGGUCGUUACACUCCAGCAAAUUGGACUGAUCCUUCUGAUGGUUCUGGUUAUAGACAGUCUGCCAAUGUGGCUCCAUCAUCUUAUGUCCCCGUUCUUCUCAGGAACAAGAGUGGUGUGAAACGUACCACAGAAGGCGAGGAGAAACCAUCCUCACCAUUUUCCAUUGAACCUAUGAUCUGGGGACUAAUACCACCUUUUUAUCAAGGAUCCAAUCCAGCCGGACAUGGCUUCAAGACUAACAAUUGCAGAAUAGAAGGAAUUGAUACAAAGAAUACCUACAAACCCUCGCUUCACAAUGGCCAGCGGUGUGUCGUGCUCUCGGAUGGUUUUUAUGAAUGGGAAACAACAAAACAGUCAAAGACAAAACAGCCAUAUUUCAUCUACGUUCCACAAGAAGAAGGAGUAGAAAUAUGGAAUCGAAAGUCAUGGGAAAGUGAUGACUUAUGGACUGAAGAAGAGGGCUGGAAAGGGCCUAAAACUCUGAAGAUGGCAGGUCUUUAUUCUGAGUGGACUUCAACAGAAGGAAUAAGAACCAGAAGUUUUUCCGUCAUUACUAUGGAGUCAGGGAAGGAAUUCUCCAAGCUUCAUCACAGGAUUCCUGCCAUCCUAGAAACAGAUGAACAAGUGGAAGAGUGGCUUGAUUCAGGUACAUUUGGAUACAAGGAAGCCUUGCAGAAAUUAAACAACAAUCCAUCUUUGGCAUGGCACCCUGUCUCAAGUAAUGUCAACUACAGCAGAAACCAAGAUAUGAAUUUAAAUUACCCUGUUGACAUAAAUAAGAAGCCCGAAACUGGAAGCAGUAAGUUCAUGAGUCAGUGGCUUAGUAAAGGGUCGUCAUCUCCCAAAAAAAUGAAGGACAAGCCACAGGGGCCUCCUCCAAAAAAGGAGAAUACUCUGGACAAAUGGUUCAAGAGAGAAAAGGAAGUGACAAAGGAUGAAGAUGAGGCAGAUUAAUUGUCUAAGUUUCAAGUAUAUUUUCUCUCAUCAUCUGUAGAACUAUACCAGGGUAAAUUGAAUUCAUAAGAUUUGAUACUUCUGUCAUUCCUUAAAUUACAAUUAUUAUUUAGAUUUGAGUUUUUAUUGUCUACAUUUGUUGAGUUUUAGGCCAAACAUUUUCUAUUAUGCCACUCCAAUUAUUGAUUACAGUCAGUUGUGUUGUAAAUAAAAUUUAUUUUCCUUU